Messenger RNA from Esox lucius (northern pike), 3216 nucleotides. RefSeq names its product vasculin. Gene Ontology annotation, cellular component: nucleus. Bases 1823 to 3028 code for a protein of 401 amino acids. The record is from RefSeq and is a predicted model, not a curated record. NCBI's taxonomy places the organism in Eukaryota, Metazoa, Chordata, Actinopteri, Esociformes, Esocidae. Gene Ontology annotation, biological process: positive regulation of DNA-templated transcription; DNA-templated transcription. Gene Ontology annotation, molecular function: RNA binding; DNA binding. The transcript is spliced from 10 exons.
UUUUUCAAAAUGACUGUCCUCAAGUAAUCAUGCUUUUUUAAACUUAGCCUUAGCCUUUUUACUUUCAUUUUGAAAUAAUUGGUCGCUUUGUUAACCAUACAGACCCAUAUACAGUUGUGGGAAUAAGGUUUGUGAACCCUUUUGAAUUUCUGAAAUACCUGUGUGAAUGGCUCCUUAAAUAUAGCCCAUAAGUCCUAACAAUAGAUAACUGUGAUUUAACAUAUAAUACACAAAAAGUGUACUUAUACAUGUCUUAAUUGAACACAUUGGUCAAACAAAACAGUAUAGGUUGGAAAAACUAAACUGUAAUGUUUGGUAACUGGUUGAACCUAUUUCUGUGGUAGUAUCCUGAAGCAAGACUUUUCUAUAGUUGAUUAUUCCUGUACAACAGUUAUUAGGUAUUUUGGACCAUUCUUCGUUUUACAAAACUCUUUCAGCUCAUUGGUAUUCUUGAGACGUCUUACAUGAGCAGCUCGCUUCAGGUCGUGCUACAGCAUUUCAAUAGGUUUGAGGUCAGGACUUUGACUUGGCCAUUCCAAGAUGCAAAUUGUCUUCUCUAUAAACUAUUCUGUUAUGGAUUUGCCUUUGUUUACGUUUGUUGUCAUACUGCGUGACUCAGCUUAUUUUCUGCUUCGGGUGAUGGACUGUUACCUUGAUAUUCUCCUGUUUAAAUCUCCUAAUACACAUUUUAAUGUAUUACUCCCACAAUUAUUUGAUGCUUCACAAGGGAUGAGGUUUUAGUAUGCAGUUUUUUUCCCCUAAUGUAGCAUUUUGCCAAAAAGUGAAAUAUUUGUUUCAUCUGUUCAUAGAACACAUUUCUGGCAGUGCUAUGGAUCAUCCAGAUGUUUUUUUGGCACACUUGAGUCAAGCAGUGGUUUCUUUUGUGGUGUUCUUCCCUGGAUCUCGCUGUUUAGCUUCUCUCUAAUUGUGGAUUGACACUAAACAAUUGUCACAGAUUUUGUAACCUUUGGGUACUUUACUACUUUGACAGUUAUGCAGCAUGCUUGUGCUGUAGUGAUGGGAUGAUUGUAACGUGAACUCUGAUGCACUGUUCAUGCGCAUUGUAACUUAAUCCCAUUGUCAAUCCUCGUGCCUAUCUGUUGGGCCGUGAAGUCUUAACCAACAUGACUGGAAAGAACUUCUAUGUAAACAUUCAACGUGUGAUAUUUAUUCAUAUUUAUUUCUGACCAGCAGAUGUCACUACUGAAAAUCUUUUUUUUAUGCAAUGCCUCAAAGGUUGUCCAUCGCUACCAUGUUGUGAUCUUUGCUGGACUCCAGAUCCUAGAGAAGCAGCUGAACACAUUUUGCUUAAUUUCAACACUAUGUAUACAUCUUGACUAAACGGUGUCCAGGUCUUUGCUUAUGUGGCCUUAUGAGCCCCAACAACUUUUCUCCCGAGGUCUUCUGAAAUAUAUUUUAACUGGGCCAUAUUCCACUUGAACCAGACCUCUGACCCACACCUGAAUGUAAUCUCUAUAAUUGGAUCACCUUCUGCUACCUAUUUCACAUUAAGUCGUUAUUCUUUAGGUUUACAUAACUUCCCCAACAUAUGCUGUUCAUGUUUGACCACUCAAGACAUUUUUGGGUGCUCUUUGUUAAAUCAUACUGUGUUUCUCUAUUGUUUUGUCUAGGAUUAUAUUUUAGGAGACAUUUAUGCAGGUCAUUUAAAAAGGUUUCACAAACUCCAUCUUACAACUCUAUUCAUGGAGGUUCCUCAGCACUUUGGCAAUGAGAUGAAUAAAUCGUAUGGUGAUAUCUCCUCGAGGGGCUGAGGAAAUGAGGUGUUGAUGUCUUGCCCACCUCACUGGAGACUCAAACCUAAAUGGCGCAGCAUGACUUCACUCCAGCCUGGCUUAAUUUCCCCACAGCGCCGUCCUCAUCCAAGCCCUCUCAGAUCUAUGACAAGCCUUUCCAGUCUCCCGCCGAAUGCCUGGACAACCACAGGGAUGUAAGUCGCCGGCGCCGCCACAACUCAUCCGACGGCUCGGAAUCUGUCGGCGGAUGCGCUGGAGGAGGCUACUCCAGGAAUGAGAAGAACGGAUGGAGAGUCCGUAACGGCAGUGAAGGCUCGAGCUCACGCGCUCCGCUCCCCCAGCCUGGACCCCAGCCUUUCUCUAAGAGCAAAUGCCUGGGGAAGGUUCAGCAAGGCCACAGGGACAGACGCAAGAAGUUUGAAGCUGAGGACUUUCCCUCACUCAACCCAGACGCAGAACGUGAGAUCAACCAUAACAGAUCUGUUACCACUGGCGUAUGGGAACAUCCGCCAAACCCUCAGUCCCGGACCUCUAGAAUGACGGUGAUCAAACGUGUCUCCAGGGAGGAGCCCCCGACAACUCCGCCCUCCCCUGCCACGCCCCAACAGCAGCACGCCUCGUCCCACAACGGCGCUGGACCCUCCGUUUACAAGGGGCCCGUCCUCAAACCAGUCAGUCUUCCAGUCAAGGCCAGUCGAUCCAGCUCGUUGUCCCCGGUUGAUAAGGGCAGUCCGCCGCGGCUCAUGAUGCGUCUGACACGCAUGCGUUCAGACCGCAAGAGCCACUUCCUCAAAGCCCUGAAACGGGACGCGGUGGAUGAAGAGGACCUCCAUCACCAUUGCAAGGACGAAGAUGGUUUCCAUUUGCAGAACAGCAUCAUGGGCUGCCGGGAUGAAAACCUGAACCGCUAUGAGUGCACCGUCUCUCAGGAGAACAGUAACACGAACGCGUUGCUGCGCUCCUCCACCUUUCCCCAGCAGGAGGUGCUGUCCAGCUCUCUGGAGGCGGAGCACAGGCUGUUGAAAGAGAUGGGUUGGCAGGAGGAGAGCGAGAACGAUGACACGUGCGCUCCUCUGACGGAGGAUGAGAUGAGGGAGUUCCAGGCCAUCAGUGAACAGCUGCGGAAGAACGGCCUGAGGAGAAAUGGCCUCCCGAAGAACGGCCCCCCCGUGGACUCCCUGGCCGUGUGGAAGACCGGCCACCUUGGAAUGACCGCCGGCGCCGCGGAGGAGACGGAGACCAGCAGUAGUGACACCUCAGACGACGACGCCUGAAGCAGUCAUCGCGAAGGACCCUGGACCAUGACUCUACCGCCGCCACACUUCCUGUAAUCAGAGGAAUGUGGUCACCUCGGGGCCUCCAACCGAGUGGGCCCCCUCACAGACACCCUCCCACCAUUUCACAGAACUCCCUUCAACAAAUGGACAUGCUCCAAAUGGACUUGGGGGGGGGGGGGGGGGGG